UCUCCCUCUAACUGCUCACCUGUUCUUAACUGUCUGCUAUCACCAUCUAUACUACCAUGUGGUUAGAGACACACUGCAAGAAUAUCCGCCAAGCCUUGUUGCUUCUUUUCACUGUUGGUCUUCUCACUGGGGUUACCAUGCUGGCCAUUUCAUCUAACAUCAAUCCAGUAGGUUAUUUCUUCCUAGGGGUAGGGGGAGUGUGCCUGGUCGGCUAUUUGCUGAGUGUGUUUGUCGAGUGUUACCUGAAGAAUCGGCACCGACAUGAUGCAAAUGAGACACCUCCAAACAGACAAAGCCAGGCAGGGGUGAAUGCUGCUUAUGAAGCACCCACCUAUGAGGAGGUGAUGACCAUGUCAGUUCCAGCAGUUUGGACAACUACAUCCAGCCCAGGUUUUGUGCCCUCACCACUGAAUGAGCCUCCUCCAUACAAUGUUGUUGUUGAAUUAUCUGCCCAAGAAGAGAUUAUGGUGGAGGCCCUCAGCGAGCCAGUGGCAUCAGAAACAAGGAACACCUCUGAGACAGCCAUAGACUCCAGGAUACAGUUGCACCUAGUGCUGCCCCCAAGACUGCAGCGGUUUGUUUCAGAUAUCCAUGAAGUGAAAGGUAUUGAAGAGAGGUGUGAUCCACUGGAGCCACUCACUCCACCACCUGGUUAUGAGAUCGCCAUCAACAAUGAGGUCUUUGAAGAUGCUUUCCAGCCCUCUGUACUAUGAUUAAUGUCACCUUCCAUGAAAGCAGAACCAAACCCUCACCCUUAGGCAGGUUGUUCCUGCAGGGAAGAUGAAAAAGCUGAGAUUGUUCAAGCAUGAAACUAUACGAGUUGGCCUCACCAUUCCUGGAACCAGAGCUGAACUCCAGACAAAGCUUCUGAUCUCACUAGAGUAUUUUUUGCACAAAAUACAUUUUAAUGCAAUACCACAAUCCUUUGUCUUGAAAUAUAUGUAAAACCACUGUAAGGAACAUUGUACUAUAUAUGACAACAAUUGUCAAACUGGAGAUACAUCUUUGCAGAGGAGGAGAAUGAACCAUGAGCAGAGACCAGGUUGCCAAAGGAUCUGUGAAGAAGGACAUAGGAUGCAACCAGGAGAAGCACUGCUGGAGGGUGUAUUUCUCUGCUGUACCACAGCCCCAGACAGAUGGCUUGUCAUCAUGACAAGUAAUUGCACGGAAAGGUCAGUGCUCCCCCAGUUCUCUGUAACCACACCAUGCACAGAGAUUUAUCUCUGGGCUCUGGAAAGGGUCAGUCUGUCA
Apus apus (common swift) is the source of this 1251-nucleotide messenger RNA. RefSeq names its product transmembrane protein 139 (gene TMEM139). The record is from RefSeq and is a predicted model, not a curated record. Lineage: Eukaryota; Metazoa; Chordata; Aves; Apodiformes; Apodidae. The transcript has 2 exons. The coding region runs from base 57 to 713 and encodes 218 amino acids.